AUGGAGAUAAAUCGGGCGUUACAAGCGGCCAUGCAGCAGCAGCAACAGCCGGCGGUACCUCGACCCAUCCAUCGUCGCACUUAUAUACCUCGUGACCGCAUCACAACACACCAUCGGUUGUACGCGGACUACUUUGCUCAGCCGCGGUUUGGAGACAACUUAUUCCACCGACGUUUCAGGAUGCGUCGUGAAUUGUUUCUUCGUAUCGUUGGUGCUUUAGAGCGUCGAUACUUAUAUUUCAGGACGAGAGAGUAUGCGGUUGGUAGACCGGGCCACACGCCCAUUCAGAAGUGCACUGCAGCGAUCAGGCAGCUGGCUUACGGAGGUACGACCGACAUGUUCGACGAGUUCCUCCACAUCGGCGAGACGACUGCCCGCGAAUGUAUGGAGUUUUUUUGUCAAAGCAUUAGGGAGAUAUUCAAGGAUACCUAUCUUCGGAAGCCUACCCCACAAGACUGCCAGGAUCUGAUGGCUAUGCACGGGAGCCAGCACGGGUUUCCGGGAAUGUUGGGCAGCAUAGACUGUAUGCAUUGGGAAUGGAAGAACUGUCCCUCCGCCUGGAAAGGGUUGUUCACAACCGGUUUCAAGAGCAAACAUCCCACGAUAGUCCUUGAGGCGGUAGCUGACUACCGACUGUGGAUUUGGCAUGCAUAUUUUGGAGUAGCCGGUUCGAACAACGACAUCAACGUCCUACAGUCAUCUCCCCUUUUCAACGACCAAGAACUCAGUGUUGGUCCGGCUGUCAGUUUCGACGCCAACGGCAACCAGCAUAACAUGGGCUACUAUUUGGCGGAUGGGAUCUAUCCUAUGUGGGCCGUCUUCAUGAAGACGGUCAGAUGCGCAACAGAAGAUAAGAAGAAAUACUUUGCUCGUCAGGAAACAGCGCGCAACGAUGUGGAGCGGGCAUUUGGUGUGCUCCAGAGUCGAUGGGCGAUAUUGAGGGGUCCAUCACGGUUGUGGGAUAUGGAGACCAUCGUUGAUGUCAUGUACGCGUGUAUUAUCAUGCACAACAUGAUUGUCGAAGAUGAAGGUCUAGCACUAAUUGAGUGGGUCGAUGAUGAUGGUGUCGGUCCAAGCCACGGUGUGGCCACCUCCAGUGCACGUAUGGGGGUACCCCAGGAAGGGCUCGACCGGGUCCGUGCAUUUUCCGACAUGCGCCAACGACAAGCCCAUAUUCGACUCCAGAACGAUAUAAUUGAAGAGCUAUGGUUGCGUCGGGGUGGUCGUUGA
Molecule: messenger RNA, 1230 nt
Organism: Salvia hispanica
Lineage: Eukaryota; Viridiplantae; Streptophyta; Magnoliopsida; Lamiales; Lamiaceae
Source: RefSeq, a predicted model, not a curated record